UUUUCCUCGGCAGUGAUUGGUUCUUUCUUACACUCUUUUGACAGUCGAGUCAACACACUCUGUUCUAGUCAGUGUUCGGUCUUACUGCUAUGCUACUCCGAUUAGGGUUUUUCCUCGUUCCCAUAUCCGAAUUCAGACAAGUCGGGGACAGUUCCAACGGAUAUGGUGGAGAAGGAUUCUCCGAUGAGUAUUAAGCCCGGUUUUUUCGGGGUUACUGUCUCCGUUCUGCCCAUCUGCAGAAACAUGGUCUGGUCUCUCAUUGGGCUUCGAGAAUAGAAUACAUAUAUAUCCAUCAAUAUAAGAAGGGGAGAGCUCAAGGUUGUGGUGGAAAGGGGUGAAGUUGUAGUAGAGUAGAGUCACUAAGUGAAGCCAUGGGAGAAAUGGGUUGGUCACCUUUAUGGUUUCCUUUGGCUAUAUUGGGUUUCUAUGUUCUAAAAUGGGUGGUGAGGAGAAUAAAUCCAUUGAUCUAUGAGUCCACGCUUGGGGAGAAGAAGCAUUAUCUGCCUCCAGGAGACUUGGGUUUGCCUUUCAUUGGCAAUAUGAGGCCAUUCCUUAAAGCUUUCAAGGGCAGUGACCCUGAUUCCUUCACCCGCUCCCUCAUCACAAAGUAUGGAAAUACCGGUGUCUAUAAAACACACUUGUUUGGAAACCCGAGUGUAUUAGUGACGACACCGGACACUUGCAGAAGAGUGUUGGCAGAUGAUGAGUCCUUUGGACCAGGUUGGCCAAAAUCUACCAUGGAACUCAUUGGCAAGAAGUCCUUUAUUGGAAUAUCCUUUGAAGAACACAAGCGGCUCCGUCGUCUGACCGCUGCCCCUGUCAACGGCCAUGAAGCUCUUUCUGUCUACAUAGAGUACAUCGAAGAAAACGUUAUAUCCGCUCUCGAGAAGUGGUCCAAAAUGGGAGAGUUCGAGUUCUUGACCCAUUUGCGCAAGCUUACGUUUAGGAUCAUAAUGUAUAUUUUUCUUAGCUCGGAGAGCGAGCAUAUUAUGGAGGCAAUGGAACGAGUAUACACUGACCUUAACUAUGGAGUUCGGGCAAUGGCCAUCAAUCUUCCCGGUUUCGCUUACCAUAAAGGACUCAAGGCGAGGAAAAAGCUUGUGGCCAUACUCCAGUCGGCAGUGGAUGAACGCAGAAAUAAAAGGAUGCAGAACAUCACAUCCAAAAGGAAGGACAUGCUGGAUAAUCUUAUGGAUGUUGAAGAUGAAAAUGGAAGGCAUUUAGAUGAUGAAGAAAUUAUUGAUGUUCUACUCAUGUAUCUGAAUGCGGGUCAUGAAUCCUCUGGCCACACCAUCAUGUGGGCGACCAUUUUCCUUCAGGAAAACCCUGAGUAUCUACAGAAGGCCAAGGAAGAACAAGAGAGGAUCUUGAAAAAGAGGCCUGCUGGCCAAAAGGGUUUGACUCUUAAAGAGACUCGAGAAAUGGAGUAUCUUUCUCAGGUUGUUGAUGAGACGCUUCGAGUGAUAACAUUCUCACUGACGGUCUUUCGUGAGGCAAAGACUGAUGUCAAUGUAAAUGGCUAUCUCAUCCCAAAAGGCUGGAAGGUUCUGACUUGGUUUAGGAACGUUCACCUGGAUCCCGAGAUUUAUCCCAACCCAAAGAAAUUCAAUCCUGACAGAUGGGAUGAUGGCUUCACACCAAAGGCUGGUGCUUUCCUUCCCUUUGGUGGAGGAAGACAUUUGUGUCCAGGAAAUGAUCUUGCCAAGCUCGAGGUUUCCAUUUUCCUUCAUCAUUUCCUCCUGAAUUAUCGAGUGGAACGGAGUAAUCCCAAGUGUCCAGUGAUGUAUUUGCCUCACAACCGACCCAAAGAUAACUGCUUGGCCAUCGUCAGGAAAACCAAGUGGUAAUCACUCCAUGGAAACCAGAAGCAGCAGCAAAAGUAUAAUGUCAUGUCUCAGUCCUAAACCAGCCAUGUUGUGGUGUUUGUUCGUUCUUGCCUGAAUAACUGCGGUUUUCUCUGUUUAUCUCCCCUGGUUUGCUGUUGGUUGAAUAUGAAUGCAAGGUUAUAAGAUGUUUGAGGAUGGUUUCUUAUAAUAAAUAGAAUAUAAUAGUGGUGAGAUCUUGAUUU
Molecule: messenger RNA, 2068 nt
Organism: Tarenaya hassleriana
Lineage: Eukaryota; Viridiplantae; Streptophyta; Magnoliopsida; Brassicales; Cleomaceae
Product: ent-kaurenoic acid oxidase 1
Exons: 9
Coding region: 372-1847 (491 amino acids)
Biological process (GO): multicellular organism development; brassinosteroid biosynthetic process; sterol metabolic process
Cellular component (GO): endoplasmic reticulum
Molecular function (GO): iron ion binding; ent-kaurenoic acid monooxygenase activity; heme binding
Source: RefSeq, a predicted model, not a curated record